AUGCUGUCAAAGUACUUUGAUGUACUCCCCGUUAUCGCUGGUCUGACAGGUGUCAGCACCCACGUUCUACUUUACCGCCACGGAGAAUGGGAUCUGAAAGCCCCGAGAGUCGUGAUCAACUACGCGAUUCUGACCGCCGUACUGGCUAGCCUGGAGUACCUCGGCACCUUGGAGAAGCUUGAAAUCCCGACCACGCCAAAUUGGUCACUACAACUCGUCGCAUAUCAUGUGUUGGGAAUCUAUAGUAGUAUGCUACUUUAUCGAGGAGCGUUUCAUCGACUGAAUAAAUUCCCCGGGCCAUUUCUCGCCCGACUAUCAAACUUCUACGUGACUUUCUUGUCGGCGAAGAAUUUCCAUCUAUACGAAGAGACGGAAAAUCUUCACCGCAAAUUUGGGGAUUACGUUCGCAUCGGUCCUACUGAACUCUCUAUCUCGGACCCAGCUGCUGUCAAAUUACUCUACAGUUCCCAGGCGGUGGCUCACAAAGGGCCAUGGUAUAAUUGCAUUGAGCCUCGAGUUUCUCUUCAAACCGAUCGGGAUAAGGCCUCUCACGCACGACGACGGAAGGUCUGGGACCAGGCCUUCAGCUCUCAAGCGCUGCGAGACUAUGAGCCCCGAGUGGCCUACUACUCUGCAAAACUAAUCCAGGCCAUCGAAAAGGAUAUCGGCAAACCAAUGAAUAUGACAAAGUGGUUCAAUUUCUAUUCCAUUGAUGUUAUGGGGGAUCUUUCCCUAGGGAAGUCAUUUGACAUGCUCGCAGAUGGAAAUGACAAGUACUUCUAUACGCAGCUGCACGCUGAUAUGAAAAUGAUUGGACUUUUCAGCCAUCUGAUGUGGCUAUUCCCGUUUUUCAAGCGCAUUCCCCUUAUCAACGCUGAUUAUCUCAAGUUUGAUAUCUUCUCAUGGAUUCACAAGGCUUUUGAACAAGGCCCCAAGACCGAUCAAGAUCAUCUCAACCUGCACGGCGAUACAUAUCUGAUUAGUGUCGCAGGAAGUGAUACAACCGCAGCAAGUUUGACCAACGUAUUUUUUGAACUAGCAAAGGAUCAAUCCCUCCAGAAAGCACUUCAAGCGGAAUUGGACGCACUGCCAGACCUCUCAACUGACCAAUUGACGGGCCUGAAGUUUCUCGAUGCCAUCAUCAACGAGACUAUUCGUCUACAUGCAGUAGUCCCAUCUGGACUGCAGAGAGUGACUCCACGUGGAGGCCUCCAAAUAGGAGACACCUACAUCCCUGGCGACGUGAUGGUCGCAAUUCCGAUGCACACAUUAUUCAGAGAUGAACGAGCCUUUGCAUUUCCUACCGAAUUCCGACCCGAGAGGUGGACGACGCAACCGGAAAUGGUCAAAGAACCUUCAGCGUUCAUGCCAUUUGGAGCUGGUCCGUACAUCUGUGUAGGGAAGCAACUGGCAUUCAUGGAAAUUCGCCGAGUAACGGCUGAGGUGCUCACUCGAUAUGAUGUUUCGUUUGUGCCUGGAUUUAAUGAGGCUUCAUUCUGGAAGGGGAAGCGGGAUGCUUUUACGUUGGUUCCAGCACCUUUGGCGUUGGUUUUCAAGAGCAGAGAAGUGCUGUGA
Molecule: messenger RNA, 1575 nt
Organism: Penicillium odoratum
Lineage: Eukaryota; Fungi; Ascomycota; Eurotiomycetes; Eurotiales; Aspergillaceae
Product: cytochrome P450
Exons: 7
Coding region: 1-1575 (524 amino acids)
Molecular function (GO): heme binding; iron ion binding; oxidoreductase activity, acting on paired donors, with incorporation or reduction of molecular oxygen
Source: RefSeq, a predicted model, not a curated record